AUGAAAAACAUCUCACAAUUUAUUUUUCUAGUCCUUCUGUUUUUAGACAAGACAAUAUCUCAACUUUCACCACCAAUAACGACAAAUUUUAAGUGCCUUAAAAAUGGUUGUUGUGAUCAACAUGAAUGGUGUCGAUUUUGGGCAUCAAUUGGUGAAUGUCAAAGUAAUUCAGAAUGGAUGACUACAAGUUGUCAAUUAGCUUGUGAUACAUGUAAAGCAUUCAGAGGUAAUGAUAAAAAUUCAAAUAAGCAAUCCGAGGGAAAUGUACCUAGAGAUGGAGGUAGUUGUAAUUUUAUAAAAGAAAAUCCAUCUAAUGCUGUAGAAGAUCUUAAAAAAAGUGGAUUAAUAAAUCCUGUUGAAGAUAUAUCAUCAAGAGUCAUAUUAUCAAUUGAUGAUAUAACACGUUCAGUUCCUACAGGUUGUGUUCCACAAAUAGCAUCAGCGGAUUGUCGAAAAGCACUUUGUUAUCAUCUAUCAUAUCGUACUUUUGAUGGAACCUGUAAUAAUUUACAAAAUCCAUUAAAAGGUGCUGCUUUUAAACAAUACUUAAGGCUCCUUCCACCGGCAUAUGAUGAAGGAAGUAUGGGUGAACCGGUUGAUUCUAUUGUAACAAAAAGACCUAGUGCACGUGAAGCAUGUAGACUUUUAUUGUCAUCAGGUCAAGUUGUUAGCCAUGAUUCAAUUAAUACUUUGAUAAUGCAAUUUGGACAAUUUUUAUCUCAUGAUAUGUCAAAAACAACAUUACAACCUACAACACAAUGUAAAACAUGUAGUCCUGUACCAUCAAAAUGUAUUCCAAUAAAAAUAUCACCAAAAGAUACUAAUGAAAUAUUUAAGAAAAAAGAAUGUCUAAAAAUGUCAAGAUCAGCACCUGUUUGUGGUACUGGGCAAACAACUCCAAGACAACAAUUAAAUGAAAAUACUGGUUUUAUUGAUGGGUCAGCAAUUUAUGGAUCUUCAUCGAAAGAUUUACACAAAUUUAGGGAAGGUAGGACUGGAUUUCUUAAAAUGACAGCAUUUAAUAAUAAAAUGUUUCUACCAUUUGAUACAUCAAAAUGUGUAUCAAAACAAAAUUGUGUUGCAUCAUUUGUUACUGGGGAUAUUAGGGGAAAUCUUUUUAUUGGUCUUGCUUCAAUUCAUAUAUUAUUUGCAAGAGAACAUAAUAGAAUUGCACGAUCAUUACAAUCAUUAAAUCCUUCCUGGUCAGGUGAUAGAAUAUUUCAAGAAGCAAGAAAAAUUAAUGGUGGUAUUCUUCAACAUAUUGUUUAUACACAAUAUUUACCAAAAUUAUUAGGAACAUCAUUAGAAAAUGUUGUUGGUAAAUAUAAUGGUUAUGAUUCUAAUGUUGAUCCAACAAUAUCUAAUGUUUUUGUAACAGCUGGAUUUAGAUUUGGCCAUGGUAUGAUACAAGAAAUAUUUAAAAGAGUUGAUGAAAGUGGAAAAAGUAUACCAGAUGGUUCAUUUGCCUUUUCUGAUGGAGUUUUUAAAUCAGCUAAAUUACUUUUUGAAGGUGGUAUUGAUCCAGUUAUUAGAGGAUUAAUGUUACAACAAGUUAAACGACCACAUAGAAUGACACCAGCAAUUACUGAAAAAAUGUUUGGAAGUACUGAUCUUGGUGCUGUUAAUAUUAAUAGAGGACGUGAACAUGGAAUGCCUGGUUACAAUGCAUGGAGAGAAUUUUGUGGAAGUACAAGAGCAAAAACAUUUGAAGAAUUUAGUGAUCAUAUACUAGAUAAAAAUGUUCGUGGUGGUUUAGCAAAAGCUUAUAAAUCACCUGAUGAUGUUGAUCUAUAUGUUGGAGCAAUGCUUGAAGAUCCUGUUGUUGGUGGUUUGGUUGGAUCAACAUUAUCAUGUAUAAUUGGUAAUCAAUUUAAACGUUCUAGAGAUGGUGAUAGAUUUUAUUAUGAAAAUCCUGGUAUAUUUACAAGUGAACAGCUUAACGAAAUUAAAAAAGUAACAUUUGCAAAAGUUAUAUGCGAUAAUAGUGAUGGUUUUCAAUUGGUUUCGGAAGAUGCCUUUUUAGUUCCAAAGAAUGGAAUGACACCAUGUUCUAAAUUUCCUUCUUUGGAUUUAACUAAAUGGAAGGAUUAA
Strongyloides ratti is the source of this 2091-nucleotide messenger RNA. RefSeq names its product Peroxidasin-like protein. Gene Ontology annotation, molecular function: heme binding; peroxidase activity. The coding region runs from base 1 to 2091 and encodes 696 amino acids. Gene Ontology annotation, biological process: response to oxidative stress. NCBI's taxonomy places the organism in Eukaryota, Metazoa, Nematoda, Chromadorea, Rhabditida, Strongyloididae. The transcript has 7 exons. The record is from RefSeq and is a predicted model, not a curated record.